AUGGCGCCAGGGUUGACUCGGAACAUCGUUAUCUUUGGAGAAACAGGAGCGGGCAAAAGCUCCGUCAUCAACUUGAUGGCGGGCCAGCAGAUUGCGCACAUAUCGCCCGACUCUCACCGCUGCACUCUGCAUUGGACGGAGUACCCAAUAAUCUUCGAAAAUGGGUCUCGAUACAAGGUGUUUGAUACGGUCGGCCUCGAGGAGCCCCGUAUACAAACCCAAGACUACCUUACUGCAAUUUCAAACGCAUAUGGCCUCAUCAACACCUUGAAAGAACGUGGAGGUAUCGACCUCUUGCUCUUCUGUAUACGCGGAGGUAGAGUCACGGGAACCAUGCAGAGCAACUAUAGGUUGUUCUUCGAAUUUCUCUGCGAGGAAAAAGUCCCGCUCGCGCUAGUCAUCACAAACCUCGAAAGAGAGAUAAACAUGGAAGAUUGGUACACGCGGAAUGCGGGCCACUUGGAGAAGCACAACAUCAGGUCCGCGGGACACGCAUGCAUAACCGCGGCAAAUCUUCUCGACGGGAGACAUAGAGAAAAGUAUGAGGAGUCACGUGGAAUACUUUGUAGAGUGGUUGAGGCUCAUUGCAAUGCAUCCAUGGAAGGGUGGACCGGCGGGCAAGGAUGGCUUGGUUCGUUCAUUGGCAAGCUCAUGGAAUUUGUCGUCAAACGUCCCAAAAAGACGGAUGUCAUCGGGAUCCUCACAAAACGAUGUGGAAUGACCAAGGAGGUGGCUCGGGAGGUAGCGCUGCAUAUCAAAGACGAAGUUCAAUCGUAG
This is a messenger RNA of Suillus subalutaceus, 777 nucleotides long. RefSeq lists its product as uncharacterized. The record is from RefSeq and is a predicted model, not a curated record. The coding region runs from base 1 to 777 and encodes 258 amino acids. Gene Ontology annotation, molecular function: GTP binding. The transcript has a single exon. NCBI's taxonomy places the organism in Eukaryota, Fungi, Basidiomycota, Agaricomycetes, Boletales, Suillaceae.